This is a messenger RNA of Symbiodinium sp. CCMP2592, 4284 nucleotides long. NCBI's taxonomy places the organism in Eukaryota, Dinophyceae, Suessiales, Symbiodiniaceae. The record is from the annotation of a GenBank genome assembly.
AUGCUGCUUACACAUAGCUGCCGUGCCAAUGUGCUGGUUUUAGUUUGCUGGCCUCUCCUGGCAUGGUCAAUUCGGGACUCUUCCCUUGAGCUGGAUGAGGUGUGGAGUGGAGUGGAGGAUUCCUCGCUGGACGGCCUCGGAUCAAGCACGGAGGCGGACAACUACGCUGACGGCACGGAGCCGGACGAGGUUACAGUGGAUGACGUACAGGGAGGACAUGAUAGCUUCAACAACGGCGACAGCCAAAACCAGGCACCGAAGCCUGCAACGCACCAACACGCUCACGGUAAUGAGCACCGCUAUGGCCAGCCCCAUUACAAACAUCCGCAUAGCAAAAUCCAGACGCAGCACGGACAUGGGAAGUUGAAGACUGAACACACAAAGGCGCAGAAGGGGGAGGACGAGGAGGAAGAGAAAGAGAAAGAUGAAGAGAAGGAGGAAGGCGAGGUCGAAGCUGAGGCUGAGGAGGGCGAGGAGGGCGAAGAAGGUGAAGAGCCUUGGGAGAUGACAUUCACUGACAAAUUACUCUUGGAGAUCGGCUGGCUCAUCCUCUUCAUUGUUCUGUGCAUGAUGCUGGUUUCGUUCAUGAGUGUAAUUUCGCAGCUGAGCGAUUCCUCGAAGGACGUUGACGACGGCAUUGUGGAGCCUCCUGCACUAGCUCAGGGCGCCUACUGGUUUGACUGCCACAUAAUGGAUCCUCUGGUUAUUUUGACCGGGCUCGCUAACUUCGUGGUCUUUGCUGCUAAGACGGAGAUGGAGUAUGACGAGGAGGCCACGAGCGGCUUCGGCUUCAAGCGCAAGCUGAAGACCUGGGUUCCAGAAACCAAUGCGAUCCUACAGAAGAUCGGUGUGGUUGUCUUAUCGACGAGUUUGCUGUUGCGAGCCCUGUCGGCCCCAGCUCACCCCUGGUGGAAAGCUUAUCGAAGUGCAGCUCCGUUCAUUGCACUGCUUAUCAAUGCCUAUGCCUGGAUCGACGUGAUUGCCAUGACGCCCUCUGUACUGGACUUCAUUUUCCGCGAUGAUGCGUACUACAACAUUCAGAGCCUCUGCCUUGUUCGCUUGGUGGAAAUGGCAGUCCGCACGCCCAGUGCCACGGGCGCUGGCAUCCGGGCUUUCAUUGCUGUCUUCGAUGAGGACGGCCCCCUCAUUGGCACCAUCUUCGCUUUCGGGGCAGUAGUGUGGGUCAUGUUUUCCGGUCUCUACAUGGUCGCGAACCGCACCAAUGCGGCCUCGGUGUGGGAGGCGGCCACCUACGAGGGCGAGCCGUGGCAACGCUUCGAGUCGCUCCCGUCCUCGAUGUUCUUCGCCCUGCUCAAUCUGUGCAAGGAGCACCCCUUGGCAGAUGUCUUUGGUGAUGAGGAAGAGCAGUUUGGUCUGGCGAUCUUCCAGCGGGUCAUCAUUAUUCUGGUCUGCAUCAUCGGAGUGCCCGUCUUCGGUGUGCCGACCGGAAUCCUGGGUGCAAGCCUCAUGAAGCACUGUGACUUGGAGGUUAAGCGACUGGAAGAGGCAAAGGCGAAGGCAGACACUCGUGCGCCCAUCGCAGAUGCACCCGCAGUUGGGCAGGACGAGGCUUCGGCACUUGCCCCCGCUGCAGAAACCUUCGCUGAAGCACCUGCGGCAGAAGCUCCGCCCACUCUCGAAGGCAAGCACGUCCAUGUGUGGUUGAUCUAUACGCUGGUUUUCAGCUUCGGAAGCACCUUUCUGUAUUUCUUCUACACCUUGCAUGAAGACACUGUCUUCCUUUUCAUGCCAAUCCCGGAGAUUCCGAAAAAGGUCCUGGCGCCAGUGGAUGCAGCCACUUCAGUCGUCUUCUUCCUCGAAUUUGUGGCACGAAUUUUCACUGGCGGAUUGACUUACAUCACAGGGAUCCCCCUCCUGAUCAUUGAUGUACUUGCUUUUCUUCCUGGUUUUUGCAGUGCUGGUCUCUGGUUCAGCUCUCGCAGAAACGUCGAAUGGGUCCAGGGGUUGUGCGUGCUACGGGUGCUCAAAGCUGAACGCUACGUCGGCGCCUUUGCCUCCAUGUUCUCUAUUCUCUCCGAGAACGGUGCAAUAUUGAAAGCCACUGCUCUCACGACUUUCUUGCUCUGGCUCUUCGUGUCCAGCAUCUUGCACUUCACGGAGAAGGACAAUCCAGAUGAGGAGCUUCAGGAGGUUUAUGCUUCGGUGCCCAGGGCGCUGUGGACAGAAAUUAUCAACCUGCACGGGGAGUGGCCCUGGUGCGACUACACCUGGGUGGGGAAAGCAAUUGGCACUCUCCUCAACUUCGCCAGCAUCGGGAUCUGCAUGAUCCCUGUUGUCGUCUUCAGUGAUGGCUUCAUCGCCAAGGUGGCUGCAACUCCGAGCGGCCCGGAUGGCGAGACGUUGACGAUGAGUGAAAUGGCAGAGCACAGAUGGCAGUUGGCAUACCAGGACAGCAACGGCUUCCACCUUCUGUAUGCACACCUCCUUCCACCAGAAAAGCUACACCAGCAUCCGCCGUCGGCCAUGUAUGGGCUGCUCCGGUUUGUGUCGAUCUCCUUCGUCUUCUUCGCAACCUUCAACACAGUCAUGGACUCGCUGCCAUCCCUCUCCAAAGAGGCCUGCGAUGGUGAAGAGCCGUGGCCACACUGCCACCAGCUGAACCAAUUCUUCGUUGGGGCGGAUGCAAUGCUGGCCGCCUUCUUUACCGUGGAGUUUAUCUCCCGCGUAGUCGUUCUGAGGGGAAUGUACCUACUUUCCUUCAUUGGCAUCGUCGAUUUGCUCUCCCUGUCCGCGUUCCUCGUCACGCUAGGACCUGCAAUGCACGAUGCCGGACUCCAUCCAAACUACGAGGCGGCGAGUGCGAAAGAGCUAUGGAGGGAUCUGAUUCUUCCACUGCGGCUCAUGCGGCUAAUGAUGUUGGAGUCCUGGGCACCUGCCAUUCAAUCACUAUGCGAUGUCAUUUGGAUGCAGGCCGCUGCCCUGCGAAAAGCUUGCUAUGCCCUGGUCUGUGUCUGGUACAUGUUCACCGUGAGUCUCUAUGUUUUGGAGAGGGAUUCCGCGGACGAGGAGAUAAGCGCCCGCUUUGAAAAUGUGCUGGUGGGCCUCCCGCAUGGCUUGAUUCACCUUACUGGCGAUUACCCAUGCACCAACUACAGCAGCCUUUCGGUGCCCUUCCACCUUGUCUUUUUGAUUCUCGGGAUGUGUUGCACUGGCACAUUCACCGGCAUCUUUGCAGGUGGCUUCGUGGAAUACUUGGGUGCGCAGCGCGACAUGGAGCGCCGCCAGGCCGCGGAAGAGCGAGUGCGGAUCAUGGUCGCUGCGGUUUCCGUCCUUCAGCGGCGAGUCCGGGCUCGGCAGCGGCAAGCGCGCGGCUUCUCCGGUGAGCUGCCACGCUACAAUCAGGUGACGAUGCAAAAGGCCGCGCAGCGUCUGCUGAAGAGGCAGACAAGCCUGGGCCGUGUUUUCAUGAGUUUGGCCCAAGCUGCACUAAUGGUCAAUAUUCUGAACACCAUGUUGGAGUCUAUCCCGGAAGUGGAAGAACUGGGACCAGCAGCCCGCAGAGCAUUGACGCUUGUUGAAGUGGUCACCGGGCUUGUCUUUGCCAUCGAGUUCUUCCUGCAUUUCCUGGCACGUCCGCUUGGCAUUUUCACGACUCCAAUGCGGAUGAUCGACUUCGUGUGUUUGCUGCCGACGAUUAUGAGGGUCAAAUUCCAGCUCCAGAGCACGGAAGCCCAGGACAAUUCUCCAGGAAUGGAGGCGUUCAUCGAGAGCGUGGCUGCUUGUCGAAUCAUUCGGGUGCUGGACUGGCCCGGCAUCGCAAGAGAAGUGAGGGCGGUGAAGUCGACGAUAAGGGCGGCGCUUCCGAGCCUCGCCAUGCCCGCGGUCAUCAGCCUGGAGCUGUGGGUGCUUACAGCAGGUAUCUUCGUCUGGGUGGAGAACUUUUUCUCGAAGGACGACGAGCCUUCGGACCAGGAGCACAUGGGCUCUAUCCCCGAUGCGCUGUACUGGUGCAGCAUCUACCUACUCGGUGAAUGGGCUAACGAUGAGUUCACCGAUGGCGCUGGCAGCCGCAUGUGCAUCUUCUACUGUCUCUGCGGGGUUGCGCUGUUCUCCAUUCCGGUGGGAAUCAUGGUAGAAGCCGGGCAGUCCACCCUGCUGAAGAUUGCGGACGAGCGCCGUGAGCUGGAGCAGCUUCGCCAAGCGAGCCGCAAGGCCGGAGCCAUCGCUCCGAAAGCAACGGGAGGAGACGAGAAGGUCGACAUGCCGGCCGUGGCCAAGAAGGACACGCCUGAAGAGGCAGAGCCGAAGAAAGUCGACGACUGA